AUGCCGUUUAAUGUCGAUGCGACUACUAUGGCGCAGAAGCUAUCGUCGCUUCCUGGUUUGACUGGGACUUUGGUCUCGUUAGGGCGAGUAGUCUCGAAUUGGGAGUACGAGUGGAUAGUUACAUACACACACGCGUAUCUCGAUGUACCUUUACUGGAACUUGACAAAGCCAGUGUUGCAGGGUCUGCUGUGUACACAAAAACCACGAGACUACAGAAAGGUUUCGGUAUUGACGGCGUCAAAGUGGCUGUCGAGGUGUCUUCCAAUAACCAGGACUAUUCUACAAGUGGAAACGUGUAUCACUACACUCCAACGCCUGAUGUAUAUUCGCUCCAUCCGAAUCAUGGGCCUCUAAUAGGAGGAACCGAAGUUGUCGUUACUGGUAUUAAUUUCCAGAACACGAGUAGUCUACGUUGUAAGUUUGGUGAACGCGCUACAGCAGCCGCAACAUUUAUCAACUCGACACAGUUCACGUGCAUAUCUCCUAGUGGUCUUAACGAAGGCGACGUGUACGUGGAAAUAACCAACGAUGGACUCUUUGGGGAGUCGAUCUUCACAAGCAGUAGAAACGUCUUCACGUACGAUCCAGAGAUGAAAAUUGACUCGGUUUUCCCUUCUUCAGGACCGAUAACGGGGAAUUUCUCGGUUCAAAUAACAGGUGGACCAUUCAAGAAAACCGACACUAUACGUUGCAAGUUCGCUGAGAUUGUUGUGGUGGCCAGUUGGAUGAGUUACGAUGAAGUUUUGUGUACCGCACCACCUCAUAGCCAAGGCGUUUUCACGCUGGAAUUGACUCGAAAUGGCCAGGACUUUACAGAUACACUGAUACCGUUUACAUAUUACGAGGAACAAGGAGUCCGUUCCAUUUCCCCCACUUUUGGCCCAGCACAUGCAGCUGGAACUCGAAUUGAUGUGGACGGAGUGGCGUUGGUGAAUUCUUCCUUGCUAUCCUGUCGCGUCGGCUACGUCGUGACUCCCGGUGAGUACAUUAGUCCAACAAAGAUGCGAUGCACAACGCCACCUCUACCGACUCACAGUGGUGGCCUCGUGCCUGCGUCGCUGCCGGAGUAUCGAAAUCAAUACGUUGAUCCAAAUGUUGGCAGCUUCUACUUGUUCCCGGACGCGCAUUACUAUCCGCAGUACUUUACCCGAUUAGUGUCCGUGGAAGUGUCCAACAACCAGCAGGAUUUCUCUCUCAGUGGAAUCAACUUCCUGUACUACCAAGACGAAACUCUCGAGGCCAUCGCCCCAACUCAAGCGUUCGACAGUGACGAGCCUCUGUUGAUUUUUGCCUAUGGACAGAACUUCAUUAACACGACAGCGUUGGCCUGUCGUCUUGGACUGCAGACGUUUGCAGCGACGUUCGUGACCUCGAAGUUAUUGCUGUGCGAGGUAGCACAUCCGAUGUUGUACGACGAUUCAAGAAGGAGUUCAGAUAAAUUCCACGACCUCACACAGCCAAGACACGCGUUGUUUGAGGUGUCCAACAACGGGAAAGAUUUCACCACCAGCCACGUCAUAUUUGAGUUCCUAGGAGCCUGUCCGACCGGGUACUUCUGUCCGAAACAGCUUCAGGGAUCAAACGGGAAAAUUCCGUGUCCUCGAGGCACGUACUGUCCGGGUGUAGGCAACUCUGCCUUCACUUUGUGUCCGAGAGGGGCGUACCAGCCCAAAACUGCGCAAGCUGCGUGUCUUCGAUGUCCGAUAGG
Messenger RNA from Phytophthora nicotianae INRA-310, 1709 nucleotides. RefSeq lists its product as hypothetical. NCBI's taxonomy places the organism in Eukaryota, Oomycota, Peronosporomycetes, Peronosporales, Peronosporaceae. The transcript has a single exon. The record is from RefSeq and is a predicted model, not a curated record. The annotation marks the transcript as partial.